AUGGCCGCCCUCCGCGUGUCGGGGGCCGCCGAGCCCCUCCUGCGCCCGGCCGCCGGGGGACACCCCAGGCUCCGCGUGCGGACCCAUGCGCAGGGCGAGGGCGGCGCCGGGCGUGGCGCCUCGACGGAGGGGGACGCUGCCUUCUCGUGGGCACCCGUCAUCCUCCCGUUCUUCUUCCCUGCGUUGGGCGGUCUCCUUUUCGGCUAUGACAUUGGCGCAACCUCUGGAGCGACCAUCUCUGUGCAAUCUCCUGAUCUCAGUGGCACCGAUUGGUUCAGCUUGUCAUCUUUGCAACUAGGGCUUGUGGCCAGCAGUUCACUUUAUGGUGCUCUUGGUGGAUCUCUUCUUGCAUACCGCAUUGCAGAUUUUCUAGGAAGGAGAAUAGAAUUGGUCACCGCAGCUGCAUUAUAUAUUCUUGGUGCUUUAGUCACUGGAUUUGCCCCUAAUUUUGUAGCGCUAAUCAUAGGUCGUGUCUUGUAUGGGAUUGGUAUUGGUUUGGCAAUGCAUGGUGCCCCUCUUUAUAUUGCGGAGACUUCUCCUUCACAAAUACGUGGAACAUUGAUAUCUUUGAAGGAGCUGUUUAUUGUGUUAGGAAUACUGUUAGGAUACUCUGUAGGAAGUCUUGAAAUUGACAAUGUAGGAGGAUGGCGGUACAUGUUUGGUUUUAGUGCUCCGCUUGCAGCUAUUAUGGCUAUUGGUAUGUGGACUUUACCAUCUUCACCAAGAUGGCUACUUCUCAGGGCAGUUCAAGGAAAGGCUUCUAUGGAGGAUAAUAAAAAGAAGGCAAUUCAAGCCCUUAGAACAUUGAGGGGCCGCUCAACAAGUGAAAAGGUUUUGACAGAUGAUGUUGAAGAUACAAUUGUCUCUAUUAAGGCUGCCUACGCAGGACAGGAAGCCGAAGGAAACGUUUGGGAGGUAUUUGAGGGAGCUAGCUUGAAGGCCUUCACUAUUGGCGGAGGUCUGGUUCUGUUUCAGCAGAUAACAGGUCAACCAAGUGUUCUAUAUUAUGCAGCUUCAAUACUUCAGACUGCUGGGUUCUCAGCUGCAUCAGAUGCUGCCAAAGUAGCAAUUUUGAUUGGGUUGUUCAAGUUGCUAAUGACAGGCGUUGCGGUAUUCAAAGUCGACGAUGUUGGAAGGCGCCCAUUAUUGAUAGGAGGUGUUGGUGGAAUUGCUUUGUCACUCUUCCUACUGGCAGCUUACUACAAAAUUCUGAACGGCUUCCCCUUCGUUGCUGUUGGCGCAUUACUUCUUUAUGUCGGUGCUUACCAGGUCUCAUUUGGUCCAAUUAGUUGGCUAAUGGUGUCUGAAAUCUUUCCACUCCGAACAAGAGGGCGUGGAAUCAGCCUUGCAGUACUAACAAAUUUCGGCUCAAACGCUUUGGUGACAUUUGCAUUUUCACCCUUGAAGGAGUUCCUUGGGCCAGCCAAUAUAUUUUUCCUGUUUGGCGUCAUAGCAGUGCUCUCCCUGGUGUUUGUGAUCCUCGUUGUUCCCGAGACCAAAGGACUGAGCCUGGAGGAGAUCGAGUCUAAGAUCCUGAAGUAA
Messenger RNA from Miscanthus lutarioriparius, 1542 nucleotides. NCBI's taxonomy places the organism in Eukaryota, Viridiplantae, Streptophyta, Magnoliopsida, Poales, Poaceae. The record is from the annotation of a GenBank genome assembly.